CCCCUCCCGUGUCCGCGCUCGACGGCAGAGCUCGCCCAGCCUCCGCCAGCUCGCUCCCCGCCGGACUAACCGCCGCUCCCGGGGGUUUUGUGUCCGGCCCUUCGCCUUUAGCCGUCAUUUUUUGGGUGUUUUCAGGAUAUUCUUCUCCGUGGAAAGCGUCUGGAGAGCCAGCCGAGCAGACGGAGCGGUGUUUCUCGCUAAAGUGGGCGGAUAAAGCAGGGGAGGCAUCCGGCCUGGCAGCUCCGGAAAGUCGCCUAGAAACGACGGAUUCAUCAUUUUCAGGCCUUGCGCUGCCCUGCCAUGGAAAAGAUGAAGCGGAUCAAGCGGCGUCUGUCGCUGACGCUGCGGUCCAGUCAGACCAUCGACGAGUCUCUGUCCGAGCUCGCCGAGCAGAUGACCAUCGAGGACGGAGGCUCCAAGGACAACGAGCCCAUCGUGAGGAACGGCGCCCCCCCCACCUCCCACAGCAUGCACUCCUUCCUGCACCAGUACACCAGCUCCUUCAAGAAGCCGCCGCUCCGCCGGCCGCACAGCGUCAUCGGAGGCACCCUGGGCUCCUUCAUGGCCAUGCCGCGCAACGGCAGCCGCCUGGACAUCGUCCAUGAGAAUCUGAAGAUGGGCUCGGACGGCGAGAGCGACCAGGCGUCAGGAACGUCCUCAGACGAGGUUCAGUCUCCCACCGGCGUCUGUCUGAGGAACCGCGUGCACCGCCGCAUCAGCAUGGAGGACCUGAACAAGCGUCUGUCCCUGCCGGCUGACAUCCGGAUCCCAGACGGUUACCUGGAGAAGCUUCAGCUGAGCAGCCCGCCGUUCGACCAGCCGCUCAGCCGCCGCUCCCGCCGCGCCUCGCUGUCGGAGAUCGGCUUCGGGAAGUUGGAGACGUACAUCAAGCUGGACAAGCUGGGAGAGGGAACCUACGCCACCGUGUUCAAAGGCCGCAGUAAGCUGACCGACAACCUGGUGGCGCUGAAGGAGAUCCGCCUGGAGCACGAGGAAGGAGCGCCGUGCACCGCCAUCAGAGAGGUGUCGUUACUGAAGGACCUGAAGCACGCCAACAUCGUGACGCUACACGACAUCGUCCACACAGACAAGAGCCUCACACUCGUCUUCGAGUACCUGGACAAAGACCUGAAGCAGUACAUGGACGACUGUGGGAACAUCAUGAGCAUGCACAACGUCAAGGUGUUCCUGUUCCAGAUCCUGCGAGGCCUGGCGUACUGUCACAAGAGGAAAGUCCUGCACCGAGACCUGAAGCCCCAGAACCUCCUCAUCAACGAGAGAGGGGAGCUCAAACUGGCCGAUUUUGGCCUGGCGAGGGCCAAGUCCGUCCCGACGAAGACGUACUCUAACGAGGUGGUGACCCUGUGGUACCGGCCCCCGGACGUCCUGCUGGGCUCCUCCGAGUACUCCACCCAGAUCGACAUGUGGGGUGUUGGCUGUAUAUUCUAUGAGAUGGCUGCAGGUCGGCCGCUGUUCCCCGGCUCCACGGUGGAGGACGAGCUGCACCUCAUAUUCAGGUUACUGGGCACGCCGACGGAGGACAACUGGCCGGGAAUCUCGUCCAUCGAAGAAUUUAAAUCGUACAACUUUCCCAAAUACAAACCACAGCCGUUCAUCAACCACGCGCCCAGGCUGGACGCUGAAGGCAGCGAGCUGCUGCUGGCCUUCCUCAAGUACGAGUCCAAGAAGAGGAUUUCAGCCGAGGAGGCCAUGAAACACUCGUACUUCAAACACCUCGGCAUCCGAGUCCACACACUGCCAGAGAACAUUUCCAUCUUCACGCUGAAGGAGGUGCAGCUGCAGAGAGACCCGGGCUACAGGAACAACUCCUACCCAGAGUCAGGAAACAGUAAGAUCAGCAGGAGGCAGAGCAUGCUCUUCUAGACCCGGAGGCCCCGCCCUUCAUCAUCACCCCCCCCACACACACACCCCCUCCUCGCAUGAGCCCACCUCCCCUCAGACUGACCAACCCCCCCACCACACACACACACACACACACACACACUCACACACACACACACACACACACACACACACACACACACACACACUGGCCCCUCUGGCUUUGGUUCGGGGUUUGAUAUUUGGAGACUGUUUUAUUUAUUGGGGGGGAAUUUGCUGCUAAACUACUACUGUCUGUAUUUAACAUGCGUGUGCGUGUGUGUGUGUGUGUGUGUGUGUGUGUGUGCGUGCGUGCGUGACGUUGUGGACUGGAGCCGACCAGUCGAUGCGGUGACUGUUGGUUUUUAUUUGUUUUGUUUUGUUUUUUUGUUUAAAUCUGAUCCCACUGAUGUUGAUGUCGACGCUGUGAUGCAAAGUCGUCGUGCUCGCCGCCGCCGCCGCCGCCGCCACACUCGGAGACCGAAAGCUCUCCUCUCCGUGGAUUUUUUUAAAAAUAUAAAUAUCUAUAUAUAUGCGGAGGUGUCUCUCUCUCUCUCUCUUCUUGUUUUUUUUCCUCGGCUGAAUUCGGCGAUGGAGCGACAGCCUGGAAUGCGGCGGCGUCCGAGUCGUGAAACAUUUCAACUGGAGGUCGAGGCGGGGAGCGGGGCGGGGCGGGGGGCGGGGCCAAUGAAGAUCAGAGUCCAGCCAUGUUGGGAGAACUUAAAUGCACCUUCAGCUUUUACUGUUUUUAUUUUUUUUCGACCAGCAGUUUGUUUUUUGGCUCAUUCUGGCGAGGAUAAAGAUAGGACUGUAUUUGGGGAAUAUGAGGGGGGGGCGGGGUUUCUCCAUAGGACAUUUCCGGGCCUCCCCAAAAAUCCCCCCCUCCCCCUCUGGAUGCCAGUGUGUGAGGGGAACCUGAGCGGGGCGACGGAGGAGGAGAAACACGGAGCGGCUCGACAGGAAGUCACGGGACGUCCCACAGGAAGCCGCCCCCCUGCUCCCUCCCGCCCCGAGAACGCUCACCCGCCCGGACUUCAGUGCUUUCUGUUUUUUUUAUUUUGUUGGUUUAUUUUUUAUUUUUUUAUGCAAGCUACACGUCCUCUCUCUCUCUCUCUCUCUCUCUCUCUCUCUCUCUCUCUCUCUCUCUCUUUGCACUUCGCUCCGUGGUUUUGGAAUCAGGGACGGCGCGAGCAGCAGCCCAGGGGGCGGAGUUUACCCGACAGUAUUAAAGACGUGUUCUCUCGUGUCUGUGACCUUUGACCUCCUCUCCUUGUGAAGCACAGUGUCAGUGUGGCAUGUUCCCGCCUCUCUGAGGAGCU
Myripristis murdjan (pinecone soldierfish) is the source of this 3200-nucleotide messenger RNA. It is a transcript of the gene cdk17, whose product is annotated as cyclin dependent kinase 17. Gene Ontology annotation, cellular component: nucleus; cytoplasm. Gene Ontology annotation, biological process: protein phosphorylation. Gene Ontology annotation, molecular function: ATP binding; cyclin-dependent protein serine/threonine kinase activity. NCBI's taxonomy places the organism in Eukaryota, Metazoa, Chordata, Actinopteri, Holocentriformes, Holocentridae. The record is from RefSeq and is a predicted model, not a curated record.